AUGACGACAGAAAAGAUUACGCCAGUUUCUGCCCCACCGAAUGCAUUGCACCUCGAGCAGCCCUCAUACAUCAAGAGAGUAUCGCCGAAACCGGCUUCUGAAUUGGAGCAACAGUCGUUGGCGGCAACCGACGACGUUGUUACUGUCAAAGCGUGGGUCGUGGUCUUUGUACUCUCGGCCUCAUAUGGCAUCUCAUUUUGGGUUAUUCCUAGUAUCAGCACCGCAUCAGCCACCAUCGCGACCCAGCUGGGUAACCCUGCCGACGCCGUGUGGUUCACGUCCGUCUAUACUCUGGCCCUCACUGUGGCUUUUCUACUCUGCGGAGCCAACUCUGAUCUUUUUGGGCGCCGUUGGUUUAUUCUGGGAGGUUCAGCCAAAUCAACGAAGACGGUCAUUGCGGCCAUGACCAUCAUCGGCUUUGGUGGCGGCAACUGCCAAUUGGCUGCUUUUGCCUUGCCCGAGCUUCUCCCUAACAAGUGGCGUCAUAUUGGUGUUGCACUAGCCGAUGGAUUUACCAUUGGAACCAUCAUUAUCGGGCCUGUGGGAGCACGAUACGCUAUUAUUUCCGGUGACGGCUGGCGCUGGCUGUAUUACGGUCCAGCUAUUGGCGCAGCUAUUUCAUUUGGCCUGCUCUUUAUGCUAUACUACCCGCCAAAGCAUCCUAGAGGAGUUCCAUGGCGUCAGGCUGUCCGUGAUUUAGACUAUUUCGGAGGCCUUUUGUUCACCGUGGCCGUGAGCCUAAUCUUGACCGGGAUAGUUUACACGAGUAUUUUACCGGCUUCCAGCCCAACGGUAAUCGGCCUCCUAGUCAGUGGUUUUGGGGCAUUGAUUAUAUUUGCUCUUUGGGAGACAUUUGCAUCCUUGAAGCAACCACUCACACCGCCACGCGUUUUCGCCAAAAAUUAUGGCCGUGAUCUUACUGCUCCGUGCGUCGUCGGAUUUGUUGUAACUAUGUUCUACUACGGAGCUAACGUCGUAUACCCUACGAUGAUAUCCGUAUUCUUCACUACGGCGACGAGCGACUUUCGCCGAGCUAUUUACCUAUCUCUCCCGCAAGGAUUUGGUUUACUGGUCGGCACGAUCCUUUUAUCUUAUUUUGGCGGUAGGGUUGGCCACUGGAGAUGGACCCUGACCGGUGCCGUCACGCUCAUGACAUUCUGGGGAGCUCUUCUUGCCCUAGGGACACCGGCCCGGAAAGGACUAGUCAUUGCCUGCUUCUUCCUCUCUAACGUCGCAUAUGGCUGGGCGCAAUUCCUCUCCAUCACUUUCAUCCAGUUUGGCACAGAUCAAGUAGAGUUGGGGAUUGCUGGGGGCCUUGCUGGAGUCUUUCGGUCGGCUGGCGGGUCGCUCGCCGUCGCCGUAUAUUCCACCAUUCUUGGCAAUACACAAUCUGCCAGCGCAGCCAAACUGGUUCCUGAAGCCGUCACACGUGCGGGCCUCAACCCACUCGACGUGCCUGCAGUUUUAAAAGCGUUGCCACUUGGUUCUACCGCCCUCUUUAAAGUCCCGGGCAUGACCGCGGCGAUUGUCGAAGCUGCGGAAGUCGCGCUCCAGAACAGCUAUGUCCAUGGGUUUAAGAUAACGGAACUGAGCGCCCUUGCUUUCGGCGUGGUUGGCAUCAUUGCCAGCAUUUGCUGCAGCGACAUAGGGCCUAAGAUGACGCCGAAGAUCGAGGUGUUUUUGGAGAACGACGUCGAGGCGGAGAAGAACAAGUUCCACUGAGAAAGAAAAGAAGAGAUAGACGAGGCAAGGUAAGGUGCAGACAGUAUACUAUUGACCGACUCUACCUACUAUCCUACUCGUUGAUGGGCAUCGAAAACUCCA
Exophiala viscosa is the source of this 1824-nucleotide messenger RNA. RefSeq names its product fungal trichothecene efflux pump. The transcript is spliced from 9 exons. Gene Ontology annotation, cellular component: plasma membrane. NCBI's taxonomy places the organism in Eukaryota, Fungi, Ascomycota, Eurotiomycetes, Chaetothyriales, Herpotrichiellaceae. The record is from RefSeq and is a predicted model, not a curated record. The coding region runs from base 1 to 1722 and encodes 573 amino acids. Gene Ontology annotation, molecular function: transmembrane transporter activity. Gene Ontology annotation, biological process: transmembrane transport.